Messenger RNA from Impatiens glandulifera, 540 nucleotides. RefSeq names its product adenylate kinase isoenzyme 6 homolog. Gene Ontology annotation, molecular function: ATP hydrolysis activity; ATP binding; AMP kinase activity. Bases 27 to 539 code for a protein of 170 amino acids. The transcript has a single exon. NCBI's taxonomy places the organism in Eukaryota, Viridiplantae, Streptophyta, Magnoliopsida, Ericales, Balsaminaceae. The record is from RefSeq and is a predicted model, not a curated record. Gene Ontology annotation, cellular component: cytoplasm; nucleus.
AAUCGUAUCAUCGAAGAUCCAAAUUCAUGGAGACGAAUUCCACAAGAAGAUCCAAACCAAAUAUUCUAAUAACAGGUACUCCAGGAACAGGAAAAACUACAACCGCAUCUGCAUUAGCAGCUUCAACACAGCUCCGUCACAUAAAUAUCGUCGAUCUUGUAAAAGAGAAGAACUUAAACCAUGGAUUUAACGACGAAAUAGACCUAAUAUGUAAUGAGAUUAACCAUAUGAUGGAAUUGGGUGGAAAUAUUGUUGAUUAUCAUGUUUGUUAUUUCUUCCUAGAGGAAUGGUUUGAUCUUGUUGUAGUACUUCAAACUGAGAUCUCUGAGCUUUAUGAUCGUUUGAUAAAUAGAGAUUACUCUGAUUCAAAGCUUAAACAUGAUAUUGAAUGUGAAGUAUUUGAAGUUUUGUUGGAGGAUGCUAAAAGUAGCUAUUCCGAAGAUAUUGUGAAGCCGAUGAAAAGUAAUACACUCGAUGAUGUAAACUCGAAUGUCGACACUUUGAUGGCGUGGGUACAAGGAUGGCAACCAAAUGCUUAAC